GACUCCUUGUCUCUCAGCGGAAUAUGUUUUGUUUCUGUGAAUAAACUUGGACUAUAACAAAAAUGCUGCGGGUCAUUGUUGAGUCCGCCAGCGGGAUCCCCAAAAAGAAACUUGGAAACCCAGAUCCAAUUGCUGCGGUUGUUUUCAGAGGUGAAAAGAAGAAAACCAAAGCGAUUGACAAUGAGUUGAAUCCUGUUUGGAAUGAAGUGCUUGAAUUUGAUCUGAAAGGCUCUCCCUUGGAUGCAUCCUCAUUUAUCAAUGUGGUGGUGAAAGACUAUGAAACAAUCGGCAAAGAUAAAUUUAUUGGCUCAACAAAAAUCUCUCUGAGAGACUUGGCCAGUGGCCAAGUGAAAUCCCUCCCAUCCAAGAAUUUGCCUUUGAUCAACGAGAAGCAACAGGCUGUUGGGGCAACCAUUAAUUUAGUCAUCGGAUAUGAGCCACCUGCCAAUACCACUCCAAACCUAAAUGAGCAGCCUGAUGGAAACAUGUCUCAUGUGGAUGCAGAAGGCAGUGAUGAGGGUGAUGAGGGGGAGGCAGACAUGGACGGAGGAGUUCAGGGUGGGAGUCCAGGAGCUCCCACUUCGCCCAACCAGCCUGGGAAACCCGGCCACAAACCGGUCCGUCUCAGCCGUAAGAGACAUAGAGCCCUUGCCAAUAAGCCUCAGGACUUCCAGAUCCGUGUUCGGGUUAUCGAGGGUCGACAGCUACCUGGCAACAACAUCAAGCCAGUGGUGAAGGUACACGCAUGCGGACAGACGCACAGGACUAGAAUAAGAAGAGGAAAUAACCCAUUCUUUGAUGAGAUGUUUUUCUACAAUGUUAACAUGCUUCCCUCAGAGCUGUUUGACGAGAGCAUCGGUCUUCGGGUUUAUGACUCCUUCUCCCUCAGAGCUGACAGUCUAAUGGGGGAGUUCAAGUUGGAUGUUGGCUACGUCUAUGAUGAACCAGGUCAUGCCAUAAUGAGGAAGUGGCUCCUCCUGAGCGAUCCUGAUGACUCCAGCUCAGGGGCCAGGGGUUACCUUAAAGUCAGCAUAUUUGUUAUGGGCACUGGAGAUGAGCCGCCGUCUGAAAGGAGAGAGAUAAGUGAGGAGCAGGAUGACAUAGAAAGCAAUCUUUUGGUGCCAGCUGGGGUCACAAUGCGAUGGGCCACUCUGAGCCUUAAAGUCUACCGUGCUGAGGAUAUGCCACAGAUGGAUGAUGCCUUUGUUCAGUCGGUAAAGCAAGUCUUUGGAGGGGAAGGAGACCGGAAAAACUUGGUGGAUCCAUAUUUGGAAGUCAGCUUUGCUGGGAAGAAGCUGUGUACCAAAAUCAUUGAGAAAAAUGCAAAUCCAGAGUGGAAUCAACUCCUCAAUCUCCAAGUCAAGUUCCCGUCCAUGUGUGAGUGCAUAAAGCUGACUAUGUAUGACUGGGAUCGUAUAAGCAAAGACGAUGCUAUAGGAACAACAUUUCUGAAUCUGAGCAAAAUGUCCUCCUCUGGUGGAGAGAUUGAAGACACACGGGCUGAAAUUUACAACACAGUGUCUGAAUUGAGCACACCAGCAUCAGAGGUUGGUUUUCUCCCAGCUUUUGGGCCUUGCUAUGUCAACCUGUAUGGUAGCCCAAGAGAAUUCACUGGCCUGCCUGACCCAUAUGAGGAACUCAACUUUGGCAAGGGUGAAGGGGUUGCAUACAGGGGUAGGGUCCUUGUUGAGCUGUCCACUCAGCUGGAUGGAAAGAUUGACAAAAAUAUUGAUGACAUCUCCAGUGAUGACAUCUUGGUGGCACAGAAAUACCAGCGGAGGAGGAAGUACUCUCUGUGCGCUGUAUUCCACAGUGCAUGCAUGCUCCAAGAGCCUGGCGAGCCGAUUCAGUUUGAAGUCAGCAUUGGUAACUAUGGCAACAAGCUGGACUCCACCUGCAAGCCCCUGGCGUCCACCACCCAGUACAGCUUUGCUGUGUUUGAUGGUAAUCACUACUAUUACCUGCCCUGGGCCGACACCAAGCCUGUAGUGAUUCUCACUUCAUACUGGGAGGAUAUCAGCCACCGUCUGGACUCUGUCAAUGUUCUUCUCUCCAUUGCUGACAGACUGGAGUCCCACCUGACGUCUUUAAAAACAGCCAUCUUAGCCAAAGUGUCUGAGACACGCCUGGCAGAGAUUUGGCUCAAACUCAUCAACCACCUGAUUGAGGAUCUUAGCAGUGUCCAGCUUCCAGUGCUGGAGAGCCAGCCCAACGUGACUGCACUGGACCUCCAAAUGAAAAACUUCCAUGAUGCCGCCAUAGAUGGUAUCAGGCAGAUGGCCACUCACAUGAGAGAGGAGGCCACAGAUGUUAAGGCUACUGUCGGUGACAUUGAAGACUGGUUGGACAGAAUCAAGCAGCUGACAGAAGAGCCUCAGAACAGCAUGCCAGAUGUGAUCAUCUGGAUGUUGAAAAGAGAGAAGCGGGUGGCGUAUGCCCGAGUCCCAGCCAACCAGAUCCUGUUCUCUAACUUCAGCGAACAGGCCUGUGGCAAACACUGCGGAAGGACCCAGACCAUUUUCAUGCAGUACCCCAUGGACAAAAACAAAGGCGUGAAGAUCCCUGUUCAACUGCGGGUCAACAUGUGGUUCGGUCUCUCUGCCCAUGAGAAGAAGUUUAACAGCUUUUCAGAGGGGAACUUCAGCGUGUAUGCUGAAAUGUAUGAGAACCAGGCUCAGGUGUUUGGAAAGUGGGGGACCACCGGACUGGUCGGUCGCCAUAAGUUCUCAGAUGUGACUGGAAAAGUGAAACUCAAACAAGAACGCUUUCUGCCACCACGUGGAUGGGAAUGGGAGGGAGACUGGUUUGUUGACCCUCAGCGAUGCCUGUUAACAGAAGCAGAUGCGGGCCACACCGAGUUUACAGAUGAAGUUUUUCAGAAUGAAACACGUUUUCCUGGUGGAGAGUGGAAGCCUGCUGCAGAACCCUAUACAGACGUGAAUGGAGAAAAGGCUCCGAGCCCUGCAGAGUUUGAGUGUCCUGUUGGAUGGGUAUGGGAGGAUGAGUGGAGCUUUGACAGCAACAAAGCUGUAGAUGAGAGAGGCUGGGAAUACGGGGUUACCAUUCCUCCUGACGACAAGCCCAAAUCCUGGGUCGCAGCAGAGAAGAUGUACCAUGUCCAUCGCAGGAAGAGACUCAUAAGACCGAGAAGGAAGAUAUCUGACAAAGCGGCCGUUGCUGAGCGACGAGAACUGGGAGAGGGCUGGGAAUACUCUUCCCUGAUUGGCUGGAAAUUCCACAGAAAGGAGCGCUCCUCUGACACGUUCCGCCGCCGCUGCUGGAGGAGAAAGAUGGUCCCAUCGGACUGCAUUGGGGCCUCUGCCAUCUUCGGACUGGAAGGGGCAUUAGGUGUUGAUGUUGAUGAGAAGGCCAGCAAAACGGGUGCAGCCAAAGUAUUUGGUGCCAACACACCCACUGUUUCCUGCCACUUUAGCCGGUCUUACAUUUACCACCUGAGGGUGUAUGUGUAUCAGGCGAGGAAUCUCUGUGCCAUGGACAAAGACAGCUUCUCGGAUCCCUAUGCUCAUGUGUCAUUCCUACAUGUGAGUAAGACCACAGAAGUCAUAAGGGCCACUCUGAACCCCACAUGGGAUCAGACUCUCAUAUUUGAGGACAUUGAAAUCUACGGAGAUCCACAGACAAUUGUCCACAACCCCCCUGAUGUGGUUCUGGAGCUGUAUGACAGCGAUCAAGUGGGUAAAGAUGAGCCCAUGGGUCGCUGUACAUGCCCCCCUGUGGUAAAACUGAACCCCAGCAUGGAUAUCACCCCUAAGCUCCUAUGGUUCCCAAUCACCAGGAAGGGUCGCAGUGCUGGGGAGGCACUGCUUGCUGCUGAGCUCCUACUUAAGGACAAGGCGAAUGACGGAGAUCUGCCCCUGGUUCCUCCUCGGCGUGGGGAGAGGCUCUACAUGGUUCCCCAGGGAAUCAGACCUGUGGUGCAACUCACUGCGAUUGAGGUCUUGACUUGGGGUUUGAGGAACAUGAAGACCUACCAGUUGGCCACAGUUUCCUCUCCCAGUUUGAUAGUGGAAUGUGGUGGUGAGAUUGUUCAAACUGCUGUAAUCAAGAACUUCAAAAAGAACCCAAACUUCCCCGGAUCUGUGCUGCUACUCAAAGUGCUUCUUCCCAAAGAGGAAAUGUACACCCCUCCCAUUGUGCUGAAAGUAAUCGACCACCGUCCCUUCGGUAGGAAACCUGUCGUGGGUCAGUGCACCAUCGACUGCCUGGAUGAGUUCCGCUGCGAUCCGUAUCGCAUUAACAAUGAAGUCUGCAUGUCUGCCAGAAUGGCAAUGAUAGCUGCUGCCCAGGGAGAUGUUGUCAUAGACAUUGAGGAGAGACCCAUUGUGAAAAGCGAGCAGCUUGAAGCAGAGAAGGAGGUGGAGGCAGUAGACUGGUGGAGUAAGUUCUUUGCCUCUGUUGGGGAGCAGGAGAAGUGCAGGCCCUACUUGAAAAAGGGAUACGACACAUUACAGGUAUUUAACUGUGAACUAGAAGAGGUUGAAGAGUUCCAGGGACUCACUGAUUUCUGCAGCACUUUUAAACUUCAGCGCGGAAAGAAUGAAGAUGAGGAAGAGGAUCCCUCUGUGGUUGGAGAGUUCAAGGGAUCAUUCAAGAUUUACCCACUGCCUGAUGACCCAGGGGUGCCAGCUCCACCUCGCCAGUUCAGAGAGCUUCCUGAGAGCGGACCUCAGGAGUGCCUGGUCAGAAUAUACAUUGUCCGAGGUAUUGAUUUGCAGCCUAAGGACACAAAUGGCAUGUGUGACCCAUACAUUAAGAUUACUCUGGGGAGGAAAACACUGGAUGACAGAGAUAACUACAGACCCAACACCCUUAAUCCAGAGUUUGGGAGGAUGUUUGAGCUGUCCUGCUUCCUGCCUCAAGACAAGGACCUGAAGAUUGCUGUGUAUGACUAUGACCUACUGAGCAGAGAUGAAAAAGUGGGUGAGACAGUCAUCGAUUUGGAGAACAGACUCCUGUCUCGUUUCAGGUCCUGCUGUGGCCUGCCACAGACUUACUGUGUGUCAGGGAUCAACCAGUGGAGAGACCAGCUGAAACCUACUCAGAUCCUCCAGAAUGUGGCCAAAGUGAGGGGUGUUCCUCCUCCACGCAUAGAGGGAGACGGCAGCUCACUGACUUUCUCAGGGAAACAAUACAACCUGUGUGAUUUUGAGGCAAACACUGUGAUCCACCCGCACUUGGGCCCAGACAGAGAAAGGCUGGCCCUGCAUGUCCUCAGAACCCUGGGCUUGGUACCAGAGCACGUGGAGACCAGAACCCUGUGUAGCUCCCACCAACCCAACCUGUCCCAGGGACAAAUUCAAAUGUGGGUAGACAUUUUCCCCAAGAGCCUCGGUUUGCCAGGGCCUCCAUGUGACAUCACUCCACGCAAAGCCAAGAAAUACUUCUUGCGGGCCAUCAUUUGGAACACAACUGAUGUCACUCUGGACGAAACAAGCAUCACUGGGGAAAACAUGAGUGACAUCUAUGUUAAAGGAUGGAUGCCAGGAAUGGAGGAGGACAAGCAGAAGACAGAUGUCCAUUACAGAUCCUUGGAUGGUGAUGGAAAUUUCAACUGGAGGUUCAUCUUUGGGUUCGACUAUCUGCCUGCAGAACAGCUGUGUGUCAUCUCGAAGAAAGAGCACUUUUGGAAUCUGGACAAAACUGAAUUCAGGACUCCUCCUAAACUGACCAUCCAGAUAUGGGACAAUGACAAAUUCUCCCUGGAUGACUACUUAGGUUCAGUUGAGCUGGACCUACUCACUCUGAUCCCCCCUGCUAAGACCCCAGAGAAAUGCAGCCUGAAGAUGUUGCCAGGGAUGGGGGGCUCAGCCUCCUCCAAAAAACCACCACCCAACUCACUCUUCUCCCAGAAGUCUGUACGAGGCUGGUGGCCAUGUGCGAUCGAGCAGGAUGGGAAACACGUGCUUGGUGGCAAAGUAGAGAUGACCUUGGAAAUAGUGGAGGAGAAGGAGAUGGAGGAGAGACCUGCUGGGAAGGGCAGAGAUGAGCCCAACAUGAAUCCCAAACUGGACCCACCCAACCGUCCUGACACGUCAUUCUUCUGGUUUACAAACCCUUGCAAGACCAUGAAGUUCAUAGUUUGGCGCAGAUUCAAAUGGAUUUUCAUUGGAGUGAUUAUUCUUCUGCUGGUGUUGUUGUUCCUCGGGAUCCUGUUCUACUCCCUACCUAAUUACAUCUCAAUGAAGAUUGUGAAGCCUUUCUCCUAAGGAAUUUUGCAGAGAAGCUGUCUGUCCUCCUGCAGCAGAAUCUCCAGUACUCUUCACUGUUACUGUCCCUCAGAAAUAUGCAAUAACUUUUUCUGCCUUUGCAGGCUGAUAUCCAUCACUUUCCUCUCACAUAAUCAGAAAUGUCUGUUUUUAAUUUUUGCACUCUCAGUAUUACCUGUACUGUAUCUCUUGUAUAGCAAAUAAUCUCUCCUAUGAUUGAAGGGUGGUUAGGAAAAAAAUCAAGAAUAAGAUAUUAAUAAAAAUUUAUAUAAAGAAA
Messenger RNA from Lates calcarifer (barramundi perch), 6504 nucleotides. It is a transcript of the gene myofl, whose product is annotated as myoferlin like. Bases 63 to 6227 code for a protein of 2054 amino acids. The record is from RefSeq and is a predicted model, not a curated record. The transcript has 54 exons. Gene Ontology annotation, biological process: plasma membrane organization; membrane fusion. NCBI's taxonomy places the organism in Eukaryota, Metazoa, Chordata, Actinopteri, Centropomidae. Gene Ontology annotation, cellular component: membrane.